This is a messenger RNA of Macrobrachium nipponense, 3513 nucleotides long. RefSeq lists its product as uncharacterized. Bases 145 to 2679 code for a protein of 844 amino acids. The transcript has 11 exons. Gene Ontology annotation, molecular function: serine-type endopeptidase inhibitor activity. The record is from RefSeq and is a predicted model, not a curated record. NCBI's taxonomy places the organism in Eukaryota, Metazoa, Arthropoda, Malacostraca, Decapoda, Palaemonidae.
GGUUGUUAUGUAUAUAAUAUCCCGGUCCUAUAUUCGGAGGGAUUCAGUGCACAGUCGAAUUUCGUCCAGUGUCAUUUGAGGAAGGGUGCGUUCAGUUGGGUGCCUCUGAAAGCGCAGUGAGCGACAAACAAACCAGCCAGCGCGAUGAAGUGGCUGACCCUGGCCACAGCUUUGGCCACAAUAACCCACUACGUGACCCAUGUGAGUUCCCAGUGCUUCACCGACAACGACCGAUUCAACGUCGUCCUCCAGACGAACCUCUCAAACAUUGCGGACUUCGGCCUAGACCUCCUGAGGGAAUUCGACACUCUCAGUCCAGAGGGGAAUGUCAUCUUCUCUCCCUACAGCAUCUGGUCUGCCCUCUCUCUGGCCUACUUCGGCUCGGCAGGAAAGACCGAGAGCCAGCUCCGCGCGGCUCUCAGGAUGGAGAGCAAGAUCGGGGCUCUGAGGAUGCACAAGGCGCUAGAUCUCACAUACCAGCUCCGGAACCUGGUUGGGGUGAACUAUGUGUUCAAACUAGCCAACAAGAUCUAUGUGGACGAAAACCUCCCCUUCAGGAACUGCACCACCAACGUCCUGACAAACGAAAUCGAGCACAUCGACUUCAGAGACAAACAGAAGGCUGUCGACAAGAUCAACACCUUCGUCUCCGACACAACGGAGGGACGAAUCAGGGACCUGGUAGAUGCGGACGCCCUAACGGACGCACAACUGGUCCUCGUGAACGCCGCCUACUUCAAGGGCUCCUGGCUGCGCCCCUUCAAGCCCUCCAUGACCCACUCAGCCAUUUUCACGACUGACAAGUCGAAAGGGGAGCUGAAGAUGAUGCAUCUGAAGGAGAGGCUGAGAUACGUCGAGGACAAAGCCCAGGGCAUCCGUCUCCUGGAGCUGCCCUACGAUGAUCAGGUCGUGUCCAUGUUCCUGGUCCUGCCUUCGUCUGCAGGAGACCAGGCGUUCGAGGGCGUCCUCUCCAGGCUCAAAGGUCCUCUCCUGCAGAAGGCCAUGGCUGGGAUGUCCACCAAGCUCGUCAAUCUGACGCUGCCCAAGUUCACCAACGAGAUGACUCUGUCGAAGGAGUUGACAGCGAGCCUGAUAAACCUGGGCGUGAGUGACCUCUUCAACCGCACCACAGGCAACCUGACUCGCUUCGUCGAGGGGACGAGCAUGGGCGUGAGCGAGAGCAUCCACAGGGCCUUCAUCGAGGUGUCUGAAGAGGGCACAGAAGCAGCCGCAGCCACUGCCUUCGUGGUCAACACCCGCAUGGGACCUACACAGGCGAAGGAGGAGUAUGUCGAGUUCCACUGUGACAGGCCUUUCCUCUACUACCUAUACGACAACGACACCAACAACGUUCUCUUCUUGGGGACGUUCAGGUCGUCCAAGUACUCCCGCCACAGCUUCCCUGAGGAAACAAUGAAGUGGGCAUAUCCAGGAGUGGGCCCUCUUGCCCUUCUCCUCCUGCUGGGGAUCCUAUCCCUGGCAGGAGGCCAGUCAGAGCAGCUGAAAUGCCCCGCCACCCGCGUCAUCACUCUCUACCCGGACCUCUCCAAAGUCAUGGACUUCCAGGUGGACCUGUUCAAGAGGUUGGUGACCAGGACCUGGGCCGGGAAGAACUUCCUGAUGUCUCCCUUCAGUGUGUGGUCGGUCUUCACCUUGGCAUACUUCGGGACGAGCGGCCAGACGCAGGAGCAAAUGGAGGAGGUUCUCAGGGUGUCUGACAAGUCCUCAGCCUUCCACCUCUGGAGGGAGUUGGAUGCCAUGUUCCAUCCUGAAGAAAAGGAGUCCCUGUUUGAAUUCACUACGGUCAACAAAGCAUACUUCAACGAAGACUUACAGAUCAACCCAUUGGCAAUGGAUCUGCUGCAGAAUGAGAUGUCUGCAUUCAAUUCGAACAAUCCCAUGGGUGCCGUUCAGGAAAUCAACGGCUUUGUCUCUAACGUCACGCAAGGAAAAGUCAAGGAGAUAGUGACGGUGGGAGACAUGGGACUUGCCCAGAUGGUGCUCGUGAACGCGGCCUACUUCAACGGUAGAUGGACACAUGACUUUGACGCAGACGACACGGCUCCUGGGGCAUUCUUCAUCGAUUCUAUGGCCAACGUCACUGUCGACAUGAUGCACAAGACAGAUAGGUUCAGCUACGGGAGCUCAUCCAGCCUCGGUGCUCGAAUCCUGGGGGUCUACUACAAGGGGAACGACAUCGCCAUGUUCCUGGUCAUGCCAACGGAGGAACACGGACCUGUCGAAACACGCCUGGACACUCUGCUCCAGCACCUGAACGGCACCGUCCUCCGCUCGCUGAUGGCGAACAUGCGAGUGGAAGUGGUUGACUUGGAGAUGCCCAAGUUCAAAUUCGAGAUGGGAAUUCACGGAGAGAUGCGGCAGGCACUGGUAGACAUGGGCAUGACCCACCUCUUCAACAAGACGCUGGCUGAUAUGAGUGCUUUCACGACCUCUAGCCAACUGAGCGUAGACAAGGUCAUCCACAAGAACCACAUUGAGGUAAACGAGUAUGGCACGGAAGCAGCUGCUGUGACCGGAGCCAUCAAUCCCCUGAUUGCUCCAACUCCCGUGACCCCUGUCCCAUUCCACUGUAACCAACCCUUCCUCUAUCUCAUCUUUGACAAGAGGACAAAGAAUGUGCUGUUCGCGGGAACUUACAGAAACCCAGCCAAAUUCUAGACUGGGCAGAUAACGUAGUGACUCUUAAAACCCAUCUGACUUUGAGACUCGAAACACUUCCCGACAUAUUUAUUGCUUAUUGGAGCCUCUGCUUAAAGACUGUAAACUUUUACCAGUUUACAGCCCUGAAUUAUCCUAAAUGGAUCCAGCAAUGUAUUUCUCUAUAGCAUAAAAAUAUCUGCAACAAACUCUGGAAGAAUAUCCUACCAGUUUAAGUAAAUGGAUGCAUUAGGCAACUGCUGCAUGUCUUAGGAAUCAAGCCAAUUUUUUCAUUGUUUUUAGUGAGACAAAUGACCAAAUUUUUACACGCUGUUCCACCUUCAUAUCUUGUGUCAAAGAGUAAUUCACCGUAGGCCGCAAGAAGGAAUUUGCUUACUAUGCAAAAAACAGUUCAGGGAAACAUUUGGCAAUCCUACACUAGGUGAAAGGGGUGUGGCUUCUGUCUUAGCAUACAAUCCAUACAAAGGAUCGCCUCAUAUUUACAUCCUGUCCUGAAACACUUCAGGAAAGGACCCUGCUUGCUUUGCGAAGUGUGCUGAAACAAGCCGACAUUCAACAACCAACGAGUGACUCAGGACUUACGGCUGAUGGUUACUGAUAAGGCCGUCACCCUUGUUACUUCCGUUGAUAAUUGCGCUGCUUUCGUUCAAGAUACUGUUAAUAGCUGUUGAUACUUCUGUUAAAUUUGUUGUUGAUUCUGGUGCACCAAAUGUUUAGAUGGUUACUUAUCAAUGCUAGUAUAUUUAUUGUUAUUGUUGUUGCUGUUAAAUGUUAUUUUCACUAAGAUAAGAGGAAAUUUAUAAUAAAAAAAAUAAUUCUGAUCUUGUAAGACAA